AUGGGCAUUAGAGGACUGGGCAGGAGAGGACUGGGCAGGAGAGGACUGGGCAGGAGGGGGCUUCGCAGGAGAAGACUGGGCAGGAGAGACCUGGCAGGAGGGACUGGCAGGAGGCGGCUGGGCAGGAGAGGGCUGGGCAGGAGAGGACUGGGCAGGAGAGGAAUGGGCAGGAGAGGGAUGGGCAGCAGAGGACUGGGCAGCAGAAGACUGGGCAGCAGAGGACUGGGCUGGAGACGACUGGGCAGAAUAGGACGGCUUUGGAGGACAGGGCAGGAAAUGACUAGGCAGGACAGGACUGGGCAGGAGAGGACUAUGAUGGAGGGGGCUGGGCAAAUGAAGGCUGGGCAGAAUAGGGCUGGGCAGGAGGGGACUGGGAAAAAGAGGACAGGGCAGGAGAGCAAUGGGCAGGAGAGGACUGGGGAAUAUAGGACGGCAGAAGAAGACUGGGCAGGAGGGGACUGGGCAGGAUGA
Messenger RNA from Schistocerca gregaria, 471 nucleotides. RefSeq names its product spidroin-1-like. The transcript has a single exon. The coding region runs from base 1 to 471 and encodes 156 amino acids. NCBI's taxonomy places the organism in Eukaryota, Metazoa, Arthropoda, Insecta, Orthoptera, Acrididae. The record is from RefSeq and is a predicted model, not a curated record.